Messenger RNA from Racocetra persica, 187 nucleotides. NCBI's taxonomy places the organism in Eukaryota, Fungi, Glomeromycota, Glomeromycetes, Diversisporales, Gigasporaceae. The record is from the annotation of a GenBank genome assembly.
CAAUAUACUAUUGGAAAGAACAUUGCUUGAAACAAAUAAGUAUGACAAAGAUAAUAUUAUAGAAUUAUCUCCAGAAGAAUUUACUAAAGAGAUUGAAAAGCACAAAUAUUUUCUUCAGCAUAUACAGGAAGAGUAUGAGGCAGAUGAAUUAGAAGAAGAACGUAUAAAAAUUCAAAAGAACAUAUGA